Lacerta agilis (Sand lizard) is the source of this 1822-nucleotide messenger RNA. RefSeq names its product amine oxidase [flavin-containing] B-like. The record is from RefSeq and is a predicted model, not a curated record. Bases 117 to 1685 code for a protein of 522 amino acids. The transcript has 15 exons. NCBI's taxonomy places the organism in Eukaryota, Metazoa, Chordata, Lepidosauria, Squamata, Lacertidae. Gene Ontology annotation, molecular function: oxidoreductase activity.
GCCGAGCUAGCGCUGUUGCUCCUGCUGCUGCCGCCGGCUGGCAAUUGUUCCAGGAGUCUCGGCGGCCGCUAGAAAGAGCAGCCAGCCAGCCGACGGGCAGAGAGAAGGCGGCCACCAUGAGCAGCCAGAAGUGCGAUGUGGUCGUGAUCGGGGCAGGCAUCUCAGGUCUGUCAGCAGCCAAGUUGCUGUUUGACUCGGGAUUGAGUGUUGUGGUCCUGGAAGCCCGUGACAGGGUUGGAGGCAGAACAUUCACGGUCAGAAAUAAGCAUGUCAAAUAUGUGGACCUAGGAGGGGCAUAUGUGGGGCCAACACAAAACCGUGUCUUGCGACUAUCUAAGGAGCUGGGACUAGAGACCUAUAAAGUGAAUGAAGUAGAACAUCUCAUUCACCAUGUCAAGGGCAAAUCUUAUCCAUUCAAAGGCCCUUUCCCUCCAAUGUGGAAUCCCAUUGCCUAUUUGGAUUACAACAAUUUGUGGAGGACAAUGGAUGAAAUGGGGAAGGAGAUUCCCAAUGAAGCGCCAUGGAAGGCGCCCCAUGCAGAGGAAUGGGACAAAAUGACUAUGCAAGAAUUGAUAGACAAAGUGUGCUGGACAAAUGCUGCCAGGCGGUUUGCUACUCUGUUUGUCAAUGUCGAUGUUACCUCUGAGCCCCAUGAGGUCUCCGCUCUGUGGUUCCUGUGGUAUGUUAAACAGUGCGGUGGGACAUCCAGGAUAUUUUCAACAACCAAUGGAGGCCAGGAGAGGAAAUUCGUUGGAGGUUCUGGCCAAAUUUGUGAGAAGAUCAUGGAAUAUCUAGGAGAGCUGGUUAAACUAGAGAAGCCUGUUACCUCCAUUGAUCAGACUGGUGAAAGUGUCAUUGUGGAGACACUGGAUCAUGAAAAAUACGAGGCCCGGUAUGUUAUUAGUGCCAUCCCUCCAGCACUUUGUAUGAAGAUUCACUUUAACCCACAGUUGCCUUCAAUGAGGAAUCAGUUGAUCAGCCGGGUUCCUAUGGGAUCAGUCAUCAAAUGCAUAGUAUACUACAAGGAAGCAUUCUGGAGGGAAAAAGAUUAUUGUGGCACCAUGAUAAUUGAAGAUGAGGAUGCAGCUAUUGGUUUGACACUAGAUGACACUAAACCUGAUGGAAGUUUUCCAGCAAUAAUUGGUUUUAUCCUUGCUCGGAAAUGCAGAAAAUUGACUCACCUCACCGCGGAGGAAAGGAAAAGAAGGAUCUGUGAGCUCUAUGCAAAGGUGUUGGGGUCACAGGAAGCCUUGCAUCCAGUGCACUAUGAAGAGAAGAACUGGUGUGAAGAACAGUAUUCUGGGGGGUGCUAUACAGCCUAUUUCCCACCAGGGAUAAUGACUCAAUUUGGAAGGGUAAUUCGUGAGCCAGUUGGGAGAAUCUUCUUUGCAGGCACCGAGACGGCUUCAGAAUGGAGCGGCUACAUGGAAGGUGCAGUGCAGGCUGGAGAGAGAGCAGUCAGAGAGAUAUUGCACUCAAUGGGGAAGAUUUCUGAAGCAGAAAUUUGGAAGUCAGAACCAGAAUCACUCGAUGUCCCAGCCCUGCCAAUCACUACCACCUUUUGGGAAAGGAACUUGCCUUCUGUACCUGGACUCCUCAAGUUGUUUGGCUUCUGUGCUCUCUUGACAUCAGCGACUGCAGUUGGGCUCUGCACAUUUAAAAGGGGACUUCUGGUGAAAAACUGAAAAUCGAUCUGUGAAUCUAAUAAGAAUUGGCAGAUUUGUGUGCAUUUGCACGAUCAUUUUACUCUUGCCAGGUAGUGAUUAAUGCAAUUCUCAAUUAUCCCAUGUAUUUCUCCUAUGAAACCUUAUACUGUAUUGCA